Molecule: messenger RNA, 159 nt
Organism: Letharia columbiana
Lineage: Eukaryota; Fungi; Ascomycota; Lecanoromycetes; Lecanorales; Parmeliaceae
Exons: 2
Coding region: 1-159 (52 amino acids)
Source: RefSeq, a predicted model, not a curated record
AUGCUGGGGUCGUUUUUGAGGCAUGGAUUGAGCCGGGAAGAGGCGGAGUCUGAGGCCGCGUUGGAAAUGGCCCGAUACCACAGCUACGGCUAUCAGAGCUACUUUCCUCUUCUUGAUUACAACGCCCAGGGUGCUUUGGCGCUUGAAGGCGGAAAUUGA